Molecule: messenger RNA, 1076 nt
Organism: Lactuca saligna
Lineage: Eukaryota; Viridiplantae; Streptophyta; Magnoliopsida; Asterales; Asteraceae
Source: the annotation of a GenBank genome assembly
UUAGAAAACUUCUAAUUUUUAUACUCGGUUAUAUAAUAAAAUGACAUGCUAUUUUUCGUGUAGAGUCUUAAAAUUGUAAAAUCAUAAAUCAAAAUCUGAGAUUUUAACCAUGUAACUUCAAAACCCUUAGGGUUCGAUAAUUCACAGAUCACCUUCCACCUUAAUGCCACCAUAUCCACCUUCGAAGCUCACCGCAUAACCUCCGUCGACUAACGCACAAACGUCAAAUUUUUCAAAGCUCGCCUCCAACUUCUACAGCCUGAUUUUUUAUGUUUGCUGUUUGUUUGUUCAAGCAUGAAGGAUAAAUUAAAUGUCUUCCUUCUUUCAUGAUCCAACAACUGCUUGUAGAACACAAUCCACAUGUCAUGAAGGAGAUAUAGCUUGGAAUCAUGCAAGUGAAGUUCUCUCCAUGGAUGAAAAACUGGAAAAUGACAUUGAAAAGAUGGAAACACAAACACCUUCAGAAAAUAAUCAAGAACCAUGUGAAGGUAUGCUAUUUGAAUCAGAAGAAGCAGCAAGAACAUUUUAUGAUGAGUAUGCAACCCGGGUUGGUUUCAUUACCCGUGUUUUAUCCUCUCGUAAGUCAGAGAGGGACGGAAGCGUAAUUUCACGUGGCCUUGGAUGUAGAGGUGAUUCAGAACAUCAUAGCAACAAGAAGAGCACCAUGAAUAUGAUCCAGAAAAAGAAUAAAAAAGGUCGAGAAAUUUGCACAGCAAUGAUUUUAGUGAAGAGAGAGAAACCCGGGAAUUGGGUUGUUAGAAAAUUUGUGAAGGAACACAAUCAUCCACUUUGUGUUUCAGUUUCUAAAAAACGUGCAACAUUUGAUGAAAAAGACAAGAGAAUUCAAGAACUAAGUGGUGAAUUGCGUGUAAAGAAGCGAUUAAGUGCAUUAUACAGAGAACAACUUCUUGCUUUAAUGAAAGAUGUUGAUGAUCAUAAUGAGCAUCUAUCUUCAAAACUUCAAGUUGUAAGAAAUAAUUUAAAAAAACUUGAAGCAAGGAUUGUAUAAUUGUAAGUAUUUAUUAUAUCUAAAUUUCCCAUGGUGCCCUUUUGAGGAUAGUGUUUAUAGAGCUCCA